Messenger RNA from Ricinus communis (castor bean), 2141 nucleotides. RefSeq names its product UDP-glucose 6-dehydrogenase 5. NCBI's taxonomy places the organism in Eukaryota, Viridiplantae, Streptophyta, Magnoliopsida, Malpighiales, Euphorbiaceae. Gene Ontology annotation, molecular function: NAD binding; UDP-glucose 6-dehydrogenase activity. Gene Ontology annotation, biological process: glycosaminoglycan biosynthetic process. Gene Ontology annotation, cellular component: cytosol; nucleus. Bases 440 to 1882 code for a protein of 480 amino acids. The record is from RefSeq and is a predicted model, not a curated record. The transcript has 2 exons.
UCUGUUGACAGUUGGGUUUUGGUUUGUUUCAUAAUUCAGUUUGUAUGUACAGAUCCAUGUCAUGGUUUCGUUUCCUUGUGGAUCUGGUAGCUGAAUAUGAUUUUCUGAUUCUAUUUUAUUAACACAAAAUUUUUAGUGUUCUUGAGGUUGUCUUUCAUAUGCUUAUAAGUGGAAUUGCAUAAUUUAUUUGAAAACUACUUUUCUUCAGUUCGAGAUCUGUAAUUCCUUUUGUCAAUGGAUUCCAUAGAUCUAUAUUUUCAAUUCUUUUAUGUGUAUCCAGAAGAAUCAUAUUCGUAUUAUGUUAAAGUUGAAGCCACAUCGAUCCAGAUCUUGAAGUUGAUUGCACUGCUUAGUUCCAGAUAGCUGAAAUUAGUUCUGGAUGUCUGUAUAGUUCAGUUUCUUUUAGCAUUCAAGGCUAUCAAUUCCUUAAUAUAUAAAAAUGGUGAAAAUUUGCUGUAUUGGAGCUGGCUAUGUUGGUGGCCCCACCAUGGCUGUGAUUGCUUUGAAGUGCCCAGAAAUUGAAGUAGCUGUGGUUGAUAUUUCUGUGGCGCGUAUCAAUGCCUGGAAUAGCGACCAGCUCCCCAUCUAUGAACCAGGUCUUGACGAUGUUGUGAAGGAGUGUAGAGGAAGAAACCUUUUCUUUAGCACUGAUGUUGAGAAACAUGUUUCGGAGGCUGAUAUAGUCUUCGUGUCAGUUAACACCCCAACCAAAACCCAAGGGCUUGGAGCUGGAAAAGCUGCAGAUUUGACUUAUUGGGAGAGUGCUGCUCGAAUGAUUGCAGAUGUAUCAAAAUCUGACAAAAUUGUUGUUGAGAAAUCAACAGUCCCUGUGAAAACAGCUGAGGCAAUUGAGAAGAUAUUGACCCACAACAGCAAAGGCAUCAACUUUCAAAUUCUCUCUAACCCUGAAUUCCUUGCCGAAGGAACUGCAAUUUCAGACCUUUUUAAACCAGACCGUGUGCUUAUUGGUGGUAGGGAGACUCCAGAAGGGCAAAAAGCAAUCCAAGCAUUGAGAGAUGUUUAUGCCCAUUGGGUCCCUGUGGAACAGAUCAUAUGCACCAAUCUGUGGUCUGCUGAGCUCUCAAAACUAGCUGCAAAUGCCUUUUUGGCACAGAGGAUUUCCUCUGUUAAUGCUAUGUCAGCUCUGUGUGAGGCCACUGGUGCAGAUGUCACUCAAGUGUCACAUGCUGUUGGCAAGGACACAAGAAUCGGGCCUAAGUUCUUGAAUGCCAGUGUAGGAUUUGGUGGAUCUUGUUUCCAGAAAGAUAUCUUGAACUUGGUCUACAUUUGUGAGUGCAAUGGCCUUCCUGAGGUUGCAAAUUACUGGAAACAGGUUAUCAAGGUGAAUGACUACCAAAAGAACCGUUUUGUGAAUCGGGUGGUUUCUUCUAUGUUUAACACAGUGUCAGGUAAGAAGAUUGCAAUUUUAGGAUUUGCUUUCAAGAAAGAUACCGGUGAUACUAGGGAGACCCCAGCUAUUGAUGUUUGCAAGGGCUUAUUGGGUGACAAAGCUCAAUUGAGCAUAUAUGACCCACAGGUUUCAGAAGACCAGAUUCAAAGGGACCUCUCUAUGAAGAAAUUUGAUUGGGAUCAUCCCAUUCAUCUACAGCCAUUGAGUCCAACUUCUGUUAAGCAAGUUAGUUGUGUUUGGGAUGCUUACGAGGCAACAAAGGGUGCUCAUGGUAUCUGCAUUCUAACUGAGUGGGAUGAGUUCAAAACUCUUGAUUAUGAGAGGAUCUACGAAAACAUGCAGAAGCCUGCAUUUGUGUUCGAUGGACGUAAUAUUGUGGAUGCUGAUAAGCUGAGGCAAAUAGGGUUUAUCGUUUACGCCAUUGGUAAGCCACUGGAUCCAUGGUUGAAGGACAUGCCUGCUAUUGCAUAAACCUCCCUGGAAAUUGAAGUGGCUUGUGGCGGUUGUUGUUGACUCAUAUACCAGAGGCAUUAUAAUCUUUUAAAUUUUUUUGGUCCCUCUUUAGCCCUAAUAUGUUCUAGUUUUGCAAUUUAGUCAUUUACUGUUUAGUAGUGGAUUUCAUUAAACAAUUAUAUCCGGGUCCCUCUCCAUUUGAAUAUUUUCUUAUUUGCUUAAUGUAAUAAAGCAGAAUAUUGGGAAAUUAUAGUACUCUUUCAGAAUGAUCUUUCCA